AUGCAUGGUGCUUUUGUGAUACGCCCCAAAGAUCGUGCCCUACUCGCCAUGCGCUCAAAGGCAUCGUCAGCUACAGCCUAUACGACAUCGCACUGGAGCUGGGGUACGCUGUUGCCGCCGCAUCUGCGCAGGAUCUUUGGGGCGCCCGUCAAAAUUCAACACCCCGAUUUCUCGCCCCUUUCUUUCUGCCAGAAGGCCUACCCCAGCCCUAAAAAACCUGUUUAUGAUACACGUUCGCUUCUCGCUUCCGCAAUAUCUCUGGCAGGCGACGCAUCGAACAGAAAUGUCGAGGCGGCCAAAGUCCGCCCACUUAUCCAGUUGAAGUCGCAGUUGGUGUCACAACGGAACGUCAAAGAAACGUCAACGACGAGGGAACGGCGAGUAAGACACUUCUUCGUACAGAAUAUGACAAAACGGAUGAAGAGACAGGCUGUGAUAAGCGCAUGUGACUUCCGCGUGCUGUACGAACGCUCGGUGCCUGACUUGUAUGGGCCGUCCGUCGACAACCCAGUAAGAUUGAAUGAGGUCGUCGUUCCUGCUCCCGCCUGUUGGCGGCCUGUACUAACUUGGUGCGCGGGACGCAUUAAGACGCCUUAA
Molecule: messenger RNA, 597 nt
Organism: Colletotrichum godetiae
Lineage: Eukaryota; Fungi; Ascomycota; Sordariomycetes; Glomerellales; Glomerellaceae
Exons: 1
Coding region: 1-597 (198 amino acids)
Source: RefSeq, a predicted model, not a curated record